AUGGUAAUUAUCAAACGGCUCUUUAUUAAAGCCUCCAACAACUAUGAUUCAAAUUUCCAGAUUGUUCCAGUAAAUACCAACCAACCACUUGAAAUCAAGUCUGAUAUUGGAGUAUUCAAACUUUUAGUCAAUAUAAAACAAUUUGAUGGCUCCCAACCCCAUUUGUCGAAUAGUCUAUACAACCAAGAGGACAAGACAUAUCUCAAUGGUGAGAAAAUUGAUUUUAACCCAACCGCAAAGGCUGAAGGGCCAGAACCUAAUUUGCGAAUCAAUAUCGAAUUCACACCAAAAGAAGAUAUCAAAGGUGGUGACUUAUUAUUUGGUAACGAUUUCACCUAUUCCAUUAAAGACUAUGUCCCUACGACCUUGAUGAACACCGGCUUAAAAUUGUUCAAUUGGUUUGUUAAUGACACCGUCAAGGGUGACGUUUACAAUGACAAACCAUACCUUUAUGGCUUGGCCUUGAAUAGUUUCAGUUAUAUUGGCAUAAACCAACCAAAGCCUUUGGGUAUUAUUAAUGAAAAAUCACAUCCAAUGAACUACAAGGAGGAUUUCCAAGGCAAGGUUGAAAAUGCCCCUAAAUCAUCAAAUGAAAGAAAGAAACGUUUCAACACCAAGCCCAAAUGUGAUGAGUUUACUUUCAUCAAAGGGGAAAAAUAUGAUUUUCAAUUUGACACCGACUUCUUGAAGCUUGCAGAUUCAAAGUAUUUAGUUUCAAUCCCAAAGUUUGACUUCGAUGUCAGCAGAUAUGCCAACGACACUUUAAACAACGUCAAUUGGGUCAUAAAGGAAGGGGGAAUUGAUGGUGUAGGUCUUGGAAAGUUGGGAUUAAUCAUCAACUUUGCUUUAAAGACAGAAGAGAAGGAAGAACAAUAG
Messenger RNA from Lodderomyces margitis, 876 nucleotides. RefSeq lists its product as uncharacterized. Bases 1 to 876 code for a protein of 291 amino acids. NCBI's taxonomy places the organism in Eukaryota, Fungi, Ascomycota, Pichiomycetes, Serinales, Debaryomycetaceae. The transcript has a single exon. The record is from RefSeq and is a predicted model, not a curated record.